AAGAUUUCAUUUCUGUUUUUUAAAAAACAAAGUGAUGUCGUCUGCAAAGUGGCACAAUUGCUUUAAAUAAAAAACUGUGCUUUAUAGUGUCAAAUGCCUUGUGGAAAUCGAUAAAUAAAAUAAAUCUAUUAUCUAAAAUAUAUUCAUUAUAGUCCACCAUAUCUAGAACCAGUCUAAUGUUAUUACUAAUGUGUCUUCCUUGUAUAAAUCCAGUCUGUUCCUCAUCUAUAAUAUCUUUAAAUCCUUUCUUCAUUUUUUGGCAAAUAUUAGCGCAAACAAUUUUGCUUCAUUGUUUAAUAAACUAAUAGGUCUCCAAUUCUCUAAAUGAAAAUCAUUUUUGUUUAGCUUUGGAAUUAGGGUAACGACACCUUUUUUUAAAGAAGUGGGCAAUUCAGCAAGCCUCUGUUCUGACUUUUUCCAUUUUCAGUCGAAACCUCAGUUGACACCCAGAUAAUGAAACACGAUUGAAGACUUCAUUACAUUUAUGUCUUUGAUAUAAAUAACUGUUGAAUAUGACUCAUGCAUUUAUUCUGAUGUGUUUUUGUCUUCUAGUGGGUGUGUUUGGUGAUGAAGUGAAGUCAGUGUCAGUGUUUGAUGGAGGUUCUGUUACUCUAAACACUGAUAUUACUGACAUGAAGAGAGUUGAUUUGAUCGAGUGGAGAUUUGAAACGAUCCGCAUCGCUAGAAUCAAGAGAUCUGAUGAUAUCAAUCCAAAAUAUGAUGAUAAUAAUGAGACUCAAAGAUUUGGUGGUAAACUGAAGCUGAACAGUCAGACAGGAGAUCUCAUCAUCACAAACAUCACAUCUGAACACACUGGACUUUAUCAACUACGUGUUGUGAUUCUAAGCGUAGAGACAAUCAAGCGAUUCAAUCUUACAUCUUAUGCUCCUCUCUCCGUUCCUGUCAUUACCAGCGUCAUGUCACAGUGUUCACGUUUACAUUGUGCGUUAUUGUGUUCAGUGAUGAAUGUGAGAGAUGUGAGUCUGUCCUGGUAUAAAGGAAACAGUUUAUUAUCCAUCAUCAGUGUGUCUGAUCACAACAUCAGACUCUCUCUACCUCUGGAGGUUGAAUAUCAGGAUAACAACACAUACAGCUGUGUGGUGAACAAUCACAUCAGCAACCAAACAAAACAUUUCUGCCUUGCCGAUCUCUGUCAGCCGUGUUCAGAUGUCGUUCGCGCUAGUGAUAGUGCUGAAGCUGUUCUGAUACUGCUGAUGGUCCAGUUGACUGUCAGUGUUUUGAUGGUUGUUGGUGCUGUUGUGGUUCUGGGUUAUGACAUCAAAUCCAGACGAGAUAAACAGAAGAGAAAAUCACAAACAUCACCAGCAACAUCUGAUGAAUGAGAUUCUAAAACAACAAUCAACUCAACAACAUCACUAUUCUUACCAUCAGCUAGUUUAUGGAUUUAUAAACAGUGUCUGUUUCUUAUCAUCACAUCAUUGACUACAUUUAGACAUACACCAAUAAUAUGAUUAUUCCAAUACUUAAUCAGAUGUUUACAUGACUGAAGCUCCUGUUUACAUGCAGUUUUUAUUUUCUGAUUGUUCGCUAAUGAUUGUGAUUAUUA
Misgurnus anguillicaudatus (oriental weatherfish) is the source of this 1567-nucleotide messenger RNA. RefSeq lists its product as uncharacterized. The record is from RefSeq and is a predicted model, not a curated record. Lineage: Eukaryota; Metazoa; Chordata; Actinopteri; Cypriniformes; Cobitidae.